Molecule: messenger RNA, 555 nt
Organism: Haemonchus placei
Lineage: Eukaryota; Metazoa; Nematoda; Chromadorea; Rhabditida; Trichostrongylidae
Source: the annotation of a GenBank genome assembly
AUGAUGGAAACCCUUGUGCUAAUGUUCCAAAUGUUUGAAUGGAAUCGUGUAGCGAUCUUCUAUAAUUCGAAUGAAGUGAAUUACUGCGAUAUCAUUAUUGACGAUGCAAACGCGGCAUUUAGUGACGAUUCGACUUAUGUGAUUGACAUAGUGCAGCAGGUUGUAUGGGAUGGUAAGGAGAGCGAUUUCAUCAGGGAUCAAUUGCUCCGAACGAAAAACAUUGCAAGAAUAAUUGUGAUAUGCCUCGAUACACCAAAAUCUCGCCGCAACUUCAUGAAAAUUGUUUCUCAGUUGGAUAUGGUUUCGGAGGAAUAUGUGUAUGUAAUGCUCGGCAUGCGAGGAUUCGCAUUCGGUCAAGUACCAAUAGGAGUUGAUGAACGUAACAAAGCGGCUCCAAUCAGCACACUGUCCAAUGGGUUGACGCCAUUUUGGGAAGAUCUGGACAACAAUCACGCCGACGAUGCUAUUGUGAAGGAUGCAGCCAGAAGGAUGCUGACGGCAAAUUUUAUUCAAACAAUUACUUUUGCCAAACGUGGAAUUGAAGAUCGGCCGUGA